Molecule: messenger RNA, 1509 nt
Organism: Erinaceus europaeus (western European hedgehog)
Lineage: Eukaryota; Metazoa; Chordata; Mammalia; Eulipotyphla; Erinaceidae
Gene: C19H4orf33
Product: chromosome 19 C4orf33 homolog
Exons: 6
Coding region: 133-744 (203 amino acids)
Source: RefSeq, a predicted model, not a curated record
GGGGCCAGGUGGGCGGGGCCGGAGCCGGGCGGAAGUGCUGGCGGCCGGAAAUGGGCGGGUCACCGCGGCUCCGGUUCCCGGCAAGACCGUCGCUGGAGGGCGGACCAGGCGUCUGUGCCCUCGAACCUUCCGAUGGAGUUCCUGAUCCGGCACACGUGGGACGGGCGUCCCGUGACACACGAGCCCGUGCUGGUCAGGCUGAGUCCCGGAGCCGGAGCCGGAGCCGCAGGCCUGCUGCUGGAAGUCAGCGCCCCCCUGUUCAACGACCCUGCAGCCCCCCCCGGAGAGCCCGGGCAGCCCUUCAAGCAGCUGUGGGACUACGAAGUCGUGGAAGCGUUCUUCCUGAAUGCCGAAAGCGAGCAGUAUCUGGAAGUCGAACUUUGUCCACAUGGACAGCACUUGGUGCUCCUGCUCUCUGGAAGAAGGAAUGUGUGGAAACAAGAACUUGCCCUGUCCUUCCGUGUGUCCAGAGGAGAGGCCAGGUGGGAAGGCAGAGCCCACCUUCCCUGGAGCUACUUCCCCCCCGACGUGACCAAGUUCAACGCCUACGCCAUUCACGGGUCUGAGCAGCAGAGGCGCUACGAAGCUCUCUACCCCGUCCCCCUGCGGGAGCUGUGGCAGGCACCGUUGCCGGACUUUCACCGUCUGGAGUACUUCCAGCCGUUCAGUUUCAGCACCCUGUUUGGGCCAGGAUGGAAGCAGCCGGAGUCCAGUCUGUGGUCAGCGGGCACACCGGGCCUGUAGGGACAGAAGACCCCGUCUCAGCCGGUCCUCUGCUCUGCCCGGUCAGCCGGACCCACCCGGAGCCCCUGGGAGAUCCUGUGCACGCGUGGCCAUGGCACUUACUCGGAGGGCACCCCCGGCUGGAAGCUGGAGGCUGGGACGGUGCUGAUCCCGCCCCGAAACACCCAGCGCUGCUGGCCCUGUGGCUGCACCGCCGCCUCCUGCCCGCUCGGCCGCCCCGUACCGCUCCACUCCUCCCAGUCGCCACCGCCGCCACCGCCCUGCGCACCCUCCGCCCCGGCGCUCACCACCCAGCAGAGCUGCCCGGGGCCGGCUUCCGGAAAUGCUGAGGGCCGUCCCGAUGUAAAUCACCAGGGUUACCCAUGGACGUCACUGGGGGUGCAGGGUGUCCUGGCGGCCUGGGCCUCCUGUCUGUAGGAGGCUGGGGAGACAGCAUGAUGGGUCUUCAAAAAGACUCGGGCGGGGGCCACUCAUUUCCCAGGUCCCCAAGUCUGGCUUCUGGGUGGUGGGGAGGGUCCCUCCAGAGAGCCCUGUGCUCACCUCAGCUCCACGUCCCACACGCGAAGAGGCCGGGCAGCUUAGACUAAACUGCUGUCAGCGCAUUUUGGGAAGGCCUGCCUGUCACUGUUUCAAUCAAGGAGUUACAUAACUGGGAGAAUUUGGGAAUUAUGUGAAGUUGUACCCCUCUUCUCCUAUGGUCUUGUCAAUAUUUUCAUUUUAUAAAUAAAAGUUACAAAAAUAAAACAGAACUCUAGGAGACCCUGG